Messenger RNA from Chenopodium quinoa (quinoa), 2311 nucleotides. RefSeq names its product protoporphyrinogen oxidase, chloroplastic/mitochondrial-like. Gene Ontology annotation, molecular function: protoporphyrinogen oxidase activity, oxygen as acceptor. Gene Ontology annotation, cellular component: mitochondrial inner membrane. The coding region runs from base 196 to 1776 and encodes 526 amino acids. The transcript is spliced from 19 exons. NCBI's taxonomy places the organism in Eukaryota, Viridiplantae, Streptophyta, Magnoliopsida, Caryophyllales, Amaranthaceae. The record is from RefSeq and is a predicted model, not a curated record. Gene Ontology annotation, biological process: heme biosynthetic process.
AUUUUUUUAAACAGGUAGUAAAUGUGACACGGGGUGUUUUCGCCGGUAGUAAAUGUCAAUUUUUCAUAAAAUUUAUGCUAGUCUCUAUUUUCUCCGGUCUUCUCUGUCGUUUUUCUACCACUUCACUCCAAACGAAUUGUGUCAAAUUCGAUAAUCCGAUAAUCCGAUUGCAUAUUUCACUGAUCACAUAUUCACAUGGUAAUAUUUUCCAUUUCCCACCUAUCAACAAAUUUUGGAUCAUCGCUGGUUUUUCCCACAAAAAAUUAUCCUGUUAUGGGCAACGUUUCUGAGCGGAAUCAACCCAGUUCUGCUAAAAGGGUUGCUGUUGUUGGUGCUGGUGUUAGUGGACUUGCUGCGGCGUAUAAACUGAAAUCGAAUGGUUUGAAUGUGACAUUGUAUGAAGCUGAUAGUAGAGCUGGAGGGAAACUCAAAACUGUUGUAAAGGAUGGUUUGAUCUGGGACGAGGGGGCAAAUACUAUGACUGAGAGUGAGGAGGAAGUCACGAGUUUGUUCGAUGAUCUCAAGCUUAGGGAGAAACUACAACUUCCAAUCUCACAAAACAAAAGAUACAUUGUCAGAGAUGGUCUUCCUGUGCUGUUACCUUCAAAUCCAAUUGCACUGCUGCAGAGCAAUAUACUUUCAGCACAAUCUAAGCUACAAAUUAUGCUGGAGCCUUUUCUUUGGAGAAAACACAAUGCUACUCAGGUUUCUGACAACCAUGCUCAUGAAAGUGUGGGCGAAUUUUUUGAGCGACAUUUUGGGAAAGAGUUUGUUGAUUAUGUAAUUGACCCUUUUGUUGCGGGUACAAGUGGUGGAGAUCCUCAAUCACUUUCUAUGCGUCAUGCAUUUCCAGAAUUAUGGAAUAUUGAAAACAGGUUUGGUUCGGUAAUUGCUGGAUUUUUUAAAUCUAAAUUGUCAUCCAAGAAAGAAAAGGGAGGAGGAUCUAACAAGAAGCCACGUGUACGUGGUUCAUUUUCUUUCCAGGGUGGAAUGCAGACACUUGUUGAUACGAUGUGCAAACAGUUUGGUAAAGAUGAACUCAAACUUCAGUGUAAGGUGCUGUCGUUGUCACACAACCCUAAUGAGAGCCCUUCAUCAGAAAAUUGGUCAGUGUCUUCCAUGUCAAACAACAACAUCCAAGAUCAACAAUAUGAUGCUGUCAUUGUUACUGCUCCAAUCAGGAAUGUCAAAGAACUGAAGAUUAUACAAGGUGGAAAUCCAUUUUCUCUCGACUUCAUUCCAGAGGUGAUUUGUCUACCCCUCUCUGUUAUUAUUACUACAUUCAAGAAGGCCAAUGUGAAAAGACCUCUUAAGGGUUUUGGCGUUCUUGUCCCAUCUAAUGAACAACAUAAUGGAUUGAAGACUCUUGGUACUUUGUUUUCCUCUAUGAUGUUUCCUGAUCGUGCUCCCUCUGAUGUGUAUCUAUAUACUACCUUUGUUGGAGGUAGCCGAAAUAGAGAACUUGCAAAAGCUUCAAAGGAUGAACUAAAGCAAAUAGUUUCGUCUGACCUCCAGCAGCUGUUGGGAACUGAUGCUGAACCUAGUUUUGUGAAUCAUUAUUACUGGAGCAAUGCAUUCCCUCUUUAUGGUCGCAAUUACGACUCAGUUCUGAGAGCAAUAGAGAAGAUGGAAAGAGAUCUUCCCGGAGUUUUUUACGCAGGUAACCAUAAAGAUGGACUUUCUGUGGGAAAAUCUAUAGCUUCUGGAUACAAAGCUGCAGAACAUGUUAUAUCUUAUCUUGACUCUAAAUUAGAUGCCAAGAUGAAGACUCUGUAACCGUAAGGAUGGAUAUUCAUUGGCUAAAUCUAUAGCCUCUGGAUACAAAGCUGUGGAACUUGCAAUAUCAUAUCUCAACUACGAAGUGCAAAGUGGGUCCCAUUAACGGUUGAUUGUAGGAUAACGGCAAGGUUUAUUGAUACAUAAUUGUAGUAGAAGGUUAUAGUGUGUAAAUUUCAAAAGGAGAGGACACAACUUGGAAAAAUCAAUACUAGAGGGUUAUAGUGUAGAAUUUCCCAUCAAUUUUUGACGAUUCUUGAGAAUUAAUACCAUGUUAUGCUCGUUUACAUGGUGGACAGGGGCGAAGCCAGGAAUUGAAAUUUGGGGGGGGGGGGGGGCGAUAUUUAUUAAGUAACAAGAUAUUAUAUUUCCCGAUGGUAUUUGCGAUAUUAUAAAUUAGAUUUGACUAUAUUUUCUAAAGCAGCCUAAAGUAUUUCAUCAAAAUAAUCAACAUUACAACCAAUGAAGUCUUGCAUUAUUGGUUCAAGCGAAGGAUUUGUGUACGAUAUAAGAGUAUAGGCUUGAUUUUCUCCUA